UUGCGCCCCAUCACAAACUAUGUGAAUCGAUCAUAAUGCCAUCUGCAACGUUUUAGCAUCGAGAAAACAGUUUUCCUUUUGAUAAUACUCCGAUGUGAUGCACCGAGGAUUUGUCGUUGGGAGGAAGACUCGGACCGGAUUUAACCCCCCCCCACCAUGGAGGUGGCUCCAUCUUCCGUUUUUCAAGACCUCCCAGAACACGCGUACAGAGCAUUUCGUGUCUGUGACACCUGCAAAUUGGCAUUGCCAAGUUUUAGUCGACCUUUGAUUAAAAACAGUAGAUAGCGACAUUCUUCACAGGCAUGCCUGCUAAGAAUGCCUCGUUCGUCAUGGCCUCCCUGGCGCUCCUCAGCCUGGGCUUCAACCUCUACAGGCGAGUAUUCACUGCCAACGAAAUGCUGAGAUGCACCAAGGACCUCCAGAUGACCCGAAGAAACUCCAUAAUAGUACGCGAGCGGCUGGUCCGAACGGCAGCCAUGCUGACCGAACUGAACCGGACCAUAGCGGGGUUGGGAGAGCCCAAUGGCCCGGCCGCCGACAGGUCUGCUCUUGGCGGAAAGCUGUGGCCAUCAGAAAACGAGGACUUGGUGGUCAGGAUCAGCGCGAUGAAACGGGAAAACGAUAAAGCCAAGGUGUACCUAGUCAAGCUGCAAGAGGACUUAAAGGGGACCGAGAAAGAGGCGAGCUUAGCAAUACUUAACGGCGGGAAAUUGACUGAUGAGAUCAAUGAUUUGAGAGAAGAGUUCAAACGACUUAAGCGACAAUUGAAGGCAGCAGUGCGCAAGGACAUUUCCUAAGUCAUACCGACGACAUGCACCCACUACGACGUCAUUCAAACAUGAAAAGGUCAACAACAGUACUGUUGUCUUGCUCCCCCGUGUUGAUGUGGAUGGAUCUGGGAAUGAGUCGUCGCAAAGGCUUCGCACUCUGAAGCAGAUGCCCCAAAUAAAAGGGACUGCUGUUCUGGACCCACUGUUGGAGCGAUGGGACGGGGUUGACGUUAACAACAUUUUGGAUUGGAUCUGACGCCAGCUAAGUGAACGGCUUACCGAGUCAUUAUUUAAACUAUGUACGGAUUCAUGAACCAAUUUUGAAAACAUGAAUGGGAAAAUGUAAAAUAGUAACGGACAAAAACCGGGGAAGGCUCAAUCUUUAGCUCAGCGGCUCGGUUUGAGUUAUGCGAAACAUCUUAAACUUUACAGCCGCUGGAAAUUUAGAAAACAGAGGCCUAUAAUAUAGGUUCACUACACUUGUCAACUAUCCGCAGUGUUCAUUUCAGUGUUCAGUGUUCAGAUCUGAAAUUUCAAUUCAAGAAACCUUCGUGUGCUCUCUUUUCCUAUUCUCAACUGAAAAGAAUGUGGUGUCAAGUUAACACUCUAGAUAUUUAUGACAACACAUUACCGGUGUUGUCUGACAUGGGUACCGAAGGUGUUUAUCUAGGAUAUAGUAUUUUGUGUGUGUGCCAAUAGUAUUCCUUCGACUUUAGGAUGCUCAACGCCCCAAUCUGGGGGCGGGGAGAUAGCCCAUUCCCCCUCGAUGAUCAACCCUAUUCCAUUUGAUCUAGUUAGAAUUUGAAAAUCCGAAACUUCAGAACAUUUUCCACCUCGUUGAGGAAAGCAGACACGUUUUUGUCAAUACAACAUAAAAUCUGAUAGCUCUCUAAGUCAACUAGGGUGCAAGUGGGACUUGCCUGUUAGCUUUGUUUUAACAAAUAAGUUUCUUUAAAAAUUCACGAACAGGUUUUAUCUAAUUUUAAACUUGGUCUUUAUUAUGCAAGUAAAAAAUAGACCGUUUUAAAUCUCAGAAUAAAUUCACCAUACGAAAUUAUUUUUGAAUGUAAUUACGAAGCACGUUAAAAUGGUCGUUAAGAAAAAAAUCAACAUAAAUGCGACAGUGUUACAUUUCUAUACAAACCACAUUAAACAUUUAACAGUGUACCAUGAAUACAUUAAACAUUCAUACAUGCUGUUGGAGAAAUAAUCUCUCUUCCAUUUCUGUUGUAUGGGCUACCACUGCUUAUGAAAAUGGCAACUUAUUUUCAGCAUAAUGUAAGACUAACCCGUUGUGAUCUGGAAUACGACCCUUUCCCUCGUUGUCAUGAUAAAAUUAUGAAAAUCAUGUAAUCGUUAAUUUUUUUGUAGGGUGUUAAAGUUGACUUGACGGCCUUAAAGGUACCAUGUGAUAGAAAUAUUUUACUAACUAUUAAAUCUUUGAAAUUGCUCCUUUGUGUUACAGAUAACCUUAUUUUAUGUUUGUUUUGCUAUUCUUAUCUGUAUUUUGCAUAUUCAUGACUAAAACUGUGAUGUAAUCCGAGGCACUAAACCUCGACGUUGCAUUGAUUUGUGCACAAAAAUUGCUAGAGUUUUUAUAAUUUUCUAUCAAAGCUUUCCACUUCCUUUGGCACGUUCGUUGUUCUGUAAGUAUGUGGCAAUAGGCCAGAGAGAAACGUUUUCCCUGCAAUGUUUUCAAAAAGCAAAUUUGGGGUUCGAAAUUUGAACAUGAAAACAUGCAAAUUGAACAGUGUCUUCCUAGA
Acanthaster planci (crown-of-thorns starfish) is the source of this 2533-nucleotide messenger RNA. RefSeq lists its product as uncharacterized. NCBI's taxonomy places the organism in Eukaryota, Metazoa, Echinodermata, Asteroidea, Valvatida, Acanthasteridae. The record is from RefSeq and is a predicted model, not a curated record.